AUGAUGGAUGUUUGUAGAACGGUCAGUACUAAAUUGCCAGCAAUUUAUUACGGGAAUCAAGGUUGGGCUAUGAGAGAAAUUGAAUAUAUUUCAUCAUGGAUCUGUAUACGUCCAAUAGUAAUAUUACUUUUUACUGAUUGGUGUAAUACAUCAAUGAAUAAUUUAUUCAACUAUCAGCUGAAUAAUAUAUGGAAUAAUCAGAGUAUUCCAGUGAUUACAUGGGAAUUAUUUGGUUGUGGCGGUAGUAGUCAAUCGGGUAUAAUGCAACUUGUUCGAAAUAAUACAUAUGACACAUACAUAAACCAAUUUGGAGAUCGUUUGAAAUUGUGGUUAGCCGGAAAUGAUGGUGUUUUAGGUAGCAAUGAUGAUCGAAGGGCAUAUCUUCGAUUAGGUAUGAUGUUCAUUCCAAAACUUGUAACUUGUGUCUUUCAAGAUAGGAAACAGUAUAAUUAUCAUGAUACGUGUAUUUCAUUAAUCAUUGGAAAUUUGAAAGAUUGGUGA
This is a messenger RNA of Rotaria sp. Silwood1, 501 nucleotides long. The record is from the annotation of a GenBank genome assembly. Lineage: Eukaryota; Metazoa; Rotifera; Eurotatoria; Philodinida; Philodinidae.